UCAUUUUACAUUCUGAUGUCAACCAUAACAAGCCUGCUGCUAGGGAAGGUAAAUUAGACUAUUAUGGGAAUCAAUGUCAUUAACCACACCUAGGCUACUUGCUAAACUGACGGAUAAGACUUAACAAUUUUGUCUAACGUAUCACAGGAACAUUUGUAAAGGAGGCAGGAAAACAUGGGGUCUGCUACACACACAGUGUGUGUGCUCCUGUGUUUCUUAGUCUCAAGGUCAUGCUACACACUCCAGACUGUGGGCCCAUGUACGGUCAACAGAGAGAUGGCUGCAUUUGACUGCAGUGGGAAAAGACUUACAUCAGUACCAGAGCACAUCUGGAUGAACGUAACCGAACUGGACCUGUCUGAAAAUCUGUUAGACUUUUCCCACAGUGACAGCUUUAAGAGCCUGAAUCUUUUUAGCGAUUUAGUCUCACUGAACCUAUCAGGCAACUACCUCCCCCUACUGUUAAAAGACCAUCUCUACGGCCUUUCUUCUCUUAAAGUACUUGACCUGAGUAGGUGUAAACUGGCCGCGGUGGGGGCAAACGCUCUCACCAGUCUUUCCAGUUUACAGAUGCUCUUCCUGGGGGACUUUCAGUCGAUUGCAGUUAAAGACUUGAGAUUUAGUCAAUUUGUGGAACUUAGAGGAGAACAGAGUUACAGACAGAAAGCAGGAGACAGAGUAAUGAUGACCAGAGCAUCAAAACACACGGCACAUGAUGACCACAGUGAUGGACAUUCUAAGGAUGUCAACCGUGGAACCUUCCUUCGUAAACUAUUCACAGUGGAACCAACGCCUACAAACAAUACAAAUAAUGGCAUGGAACCAGAUUAUGAUUCCAAAACAUCUUCAGAAAGCUGGAAGGUCCUUGUGGCUGUUCUGGGGUCAGCUCUGACCCUCUCUGUCCUUAUCGCUUUGCUGGCCAAAUACAAAGUCGUGCACAAGUAUCUGGCGAGCUACAGACACUCCAGGCUCAGUGAAGUAGAUGCCACGAGUCAGUGUGACCCUGCAAACUUUGAGGUGGGAUUCUCAACCCAGGGGGGCCCUGGGAUCCGUGCAGCUGCACCUACCAGUGGCAUUGAGGAGGAUAACGAUGGGUUUAUUGAAGACAACUAUAUUCAAGCGAGUGAGAGUGAGAGAGCCACAAGAGCAGCAGAGCUGACUGAUAAUGAUGAGGAGGAGGAAGAGAUUGAAUUUAGUAUUGGCUAGCAUUAUUUGGUGUAAUGUUGUUAAAUCUUAUUUAUAAUAACUUACAUUAAAUAGUCAUUAACAAACAUUCAAUACUUCAUAAUCAGUUAUCAAACUACUGAUUGAUUAAUUCAUAAAAAAAAAGGAAUUUGAACACUUAAGACAAAAAACAAAACAAAACAAAAAAACUGUCCAAAUUUUUUCUAGGGCCACUUUUUUUUAAAGCAUCUGAAAAUAUAUGAAUUAAAGUUGAAUUACAUUUGAAUGUACAGUAGGCAACACAAAAUAUUGAUCUGUUCAGCAUUUUAUACAAUGUUUGUAAACAUUAUUAAUGAGUUAUUAUAAAUUUUUAUUUUAAAUGAUAAUAUUAAUAAUCAUUAACUUUUAAGGAUUUUUCCUUCGAGAAUGUGCAUUUACAUUUACUUUUAAUUGCAUUUUUCUGUACCAUAUAUAUUUUGUUUUGUUUGUUGCACUUCAUUUUAUUCACUUUUUUUUUAAAUGCUAUUCUUUCAUUGGCCACUGGGCGCCGCCUUUGUGUACUUUAUUACUUAGCCUAGAAUUAAAUAUUAAAAUGUUAUUAUUGAUAUUAUAA
Molecule: messenger RNA, 1777 nt
Organism: Carassius gibelio (silver crucian carp)
Lineage: Eukaryota; Metazoa; Chordata; Actinopteri; Cypriniformes; Cyprinidae
Exons: 5
Coding region: 175-1206 (343 amino acids)
Molecular function (GO): protein binding
Source: RefSeq, a predicted model, not a curated record